Molecule: messenger RNA, 4188 nt
Organism: Moesziomyces aphidis
Lineage: Eukaryota; Fungi; Basidiomycota; Ustilaginomycetes; Ustilaginales; Ustilaginaceae
Source: the annotation of a GenBank genome assembly
AUGCACAAGCCAAGCAUCAGACAGCAUUCGGACGCGGAUUCGGACCCAGGCCCAUCACGCAAGCGCAAGGUCCAGUGGGCUGACGAGGACGAUCGCGAUGAUGCGCGGCCCCUUGUCCUCGAAGAUACAGCGCAAUUCCACUUCACCGAGACCCGUGUCGACGAGAAUGGCAUGCCCAUCAUCGCUUCCACGACCGAGGGCGAGGAUGCCGAGGUACAGGCUGAACCUGCCUCGAGGGAUGCUGCAGACUCCAAAGCCCACAAUCUCGAGCUGCGCUCUGAAAUCUACAAUCCAAUCGAGUACGGCGACUUCCGCUCCUACAUGAAGCACAAGCGUGCCAAGCUCAAGGUCCAGGAAGCCGCACUCCUCCAGGAGGAAGAAGCUCUCCUCCGCGUGCAAGCCGACGCAAGCGACAGCACAGCAAAGCAGACCUCCUUGGCAGCCGAGAUCGAGGCGGAAGGUGGACAGCGCUCCGACGCCCUCAAAGGUUGUUGCAUCUACAUCAACGGCCAGACCCACCCUCCUUACAGCGAACUGCGCCGCCUCCUCGUCCUGCACGGCGGUGAUCUGAUGGCAUACCUCGACCAAAAGUCGCCCGUCACACACAUUGUCGCCUCCAACCUCACUCCAAAGAAGCGCAUCGAGUUCAAAGACUACAAGGUCGUGCUGCCCGGCUGGAUCCUCGAAAGCAUCGAGCUCGGCAGAAAGGCGGAUUGGCGCAAGUGGCGCUGCGACGCAAUCACUGGGUCCAAUAGCCACACCUCGCACAGCAUGGUCGCAAGAACCACGCAACAGCAGCAAGGAGCUAGCACCGGCGUGUCGGAUUGGAGGAACUUAGACCGUACUGCCAAGCUGCCAAAGCCGCUGCCUCGUAUCGGAGACGAGGAUCAGGGUACGCCCUGGGGCAAGCCUACCAACCAGACAACGCUCCUCGACCGCUUCACGCGCACAGACAAUCAGCCAUCAAUCGCCCCCUCAAUACAGAAGCAAAGCGACGUCGUCGCCGAUGUUAAUCCCGCUGACGCAAGUACGGCCAGCAAUGGCAAAGGCGUCCGCUUUGGUGAGAACCAUCUCAUCGAGCCUGUGCCCCCGCUGCCCGAAGAGAAAUCACAGCCCCCCGUACCCGAGCCUGUCACUCCGACCAAGCCCAAAGACAUGAUACCCGCGAGUGUGGGCACAGACCCGGCCUCCAAGAAAGCCGCGCUUGCCGUCACCAAGAGCCACUACGCCUCACGCCCUUCCAACACCCAUGCCGCACGUCUGCUCGCCAGUCCCAGCUGGCGCGAACGCAACACGGCCACCAGCGAAGGCUUCCUUGCCGGCUACUUUGCCAAGUCACGUCUGCACCACCUCAGCACCUGGAAGACGAGCUUGCAGGACAUGGUCAGCUCUGCCCUCCGCGAGGCCGGCCGGCCGCUCGCAAGUGCAGACCUUCCCAAAGGCGUUCAGCGCGUGAUCAUGCACAUCGACUUUGACAGCUUCUUCGUAGCCGUCGGCCUCAGAAAGCGCGCGGAUCUGCACGACAAGCCGGUAGUCGUCUGCCACGGCACAGGCGUUGGGGUCGGGAUGCCGGCUCAGAAGCCGGGCGACGAGAACAGGCCGGCCGAUAAUCAGUCGUCGAGCACAUCCGAGAUCGCCUCUUGCAGCUACAAGGCGCGCGAGUUCGGCAUCCGCAACGGCAUGAGCCUCGGCCAGGCCAAGCGGCUCUGUCCGCACGUUGAGACGAUUCCGUACGACUUUGAGGCGUACAACAACAUCAGCCUCUCGUUUUAUGCGUUUCUGCUAGAGCACUCGGACGCGCUCCAGGCAGUCUCGGUGGACGAGGCGCUCGUGGAUGUUAGCUUGCUUCUGCAAAGCAUGCGCGAUGGCGACGCCGCUCCAGGCUCGCUCUACGACCGCUACCGCGACCAUCUCGGCUCCCAAGGCGACGCAUGGAGCGCCGAGAAGCAGCUCGCCGAGGCAUUCCGCGACGAGAUCCGCGAUCGCUGCGGCUGCGAAGCGAGCAUUGGGAUCGGAUCCAACAUACUGUUGGCGCGUCUGGCCACCCGGCGUGCCAAGCCCGGCGGCUCGUUCCAUCUCACCGACGAUUCGAAGCAGCCGUUCCUCGACGAGCUCGACGUCGACGACUUGCACGGCAUUGGCUGGAGCCUUCGCGAGAGACUGCGCGAGAUGUUUGAGACCAUCAAUGUCGGCCAGAUCCUGGCGAAGACCACCGAGCGCAAGCUCACCGCGGAGUUCGGGCCCAAGAAGGGCAAGAUGAUCUGGGACAAGAUGCACGGCAUCGACGCUGAUCGACUCGAGGGCAACAAGCUGCGCCAGUCGGUCGGCUCGCACGUCAAUUACGGCAUCCGCUUCCUCACCGAGCAAGAGGCAGAGACGUUUGUCACGGGCAUGUGCCAGGAGGUCGCCCAGCGCACCCGCGCAGUCAAGCUCAGGGGAAGGCAGGUGUCGGUGCAGGUCAUGGUGCGCGCCAAAGACGCGCCCGUAGAAGCUCCAAAGUUCCUCGGCCACGGCGUGUGCGACACGCACCAUCGCAGCGUCCAGGUCAGCGGGCCUGGCGGAGUGGCGAUCGACGACGAAGAAAGGAUACGCGCGGCGGCGUGGCCUCUGAUCCGCGAUCUGAGGGCGGACCCCAAGGAGCUGCGCGGCAUCGCCAUCAGCUUGAACAAGCUCGAGGCUGCAGAGGGAAACGCACUCUCGCCUGCCAAGCUUAAGGGCGGACAGGCCGUGCUCAACUUCCACAACGCCAGCUCGUCUUCGAAGGCGGCGCCGAAGCAGUCGGCAGUCAGCAGGGAGACCGUUCUGCAUCUGCACAAGACCAGCAAGCUGAACGAAGACGACGACACAGACGGAACGGCGCAUGAACAGAUCGACGAGCCUGGCCUCGAGCUGCCCGAGUCCCUGGAGAAAGGCCCGACCGCGGGCACAUCGCGGCGACCCACCGCAGCAUCGGCAGCCCAGGGAAGUGUCGAGCGCACUCCUGCAGCUCUGCCUCUGUCGACGCAGCUCAUGCUGCCUUCACGAUCUCAGAUCGACCCCGACGUCUUCGAGGCCUUACCCACUCCGUAUCGGCGGCAGAUUCAGGCCAAGUUCGGCGAGGACACGAUCUCUGAGCCUGGCUCACAGACGCGGGCGCGAGUCUUGCCGCGGUCAACGCCGACCACACCUCAAAAGGCUAAAGCGGCGCCGUCGGCUGCGAUGGCCGAAGCGCUCAAGCUGCCAUCCGCAUCACAGAUCGAUCCUGCAGUGCUAGCCGAGCUGCCGGCCUCGGUGCGCAAAGAAAUCGAGCGUCAAGUCGGGCUUGUCCCUGACGACUCUGCGGGCACCUCGUCCGUCGAGAGCACGCCGACACGACGAAAGAACGCGACGACAGCCACGCUCACGCGCUUCCUCAAGCAGGAUCCGAAGCACGCGCUGUUCCGAUCUGCGUCCGAGUCGCCCACCAAGAAGCGGGUUGUGAAUCGGCUGCUGCACACGGCGGGGCAGUAUGCGCCCAAGGACCAGCGCGCAGUGGACAGGGAGGAGGUGCUUGCGAUGGUCCCGAGCAAGAUCGCGACCGAGACGCUACAAGGGCUGGGGAUCGAUGCCGAGGUCUUCCGCGCGCUGCCGAUGGAGCUGCAGCGCGAGACGUUCCGCCACCACUCGGAACAGCGAAAGUCGGAGCAGGCGAGGUUCAAGGCGGGCAAGACGAGCACGUUCGAGGAGCUCACGCAUGCCGAGCAGCGCCGACGCGACACGCUGCGUGCGGCGCACAGCGAUCCCACUGCACCGCCUGCGUUCUUGGUGGCACGUCCGCGAUGGCGUAUCCCGCGUGCGGAAGCGAGGAUCCUUGACAGUGAGCCUCAGAGCGCGGUGGAGGUGCCGUCGAUCCGGGGAUUGACGCGGUACGAGGAUGUCGAGCAGCUGAUCCGACAGUGGUUGCGGGCAUUUGCGGUCACGGGACCGCGCAGGGGCGAUGUGGACAGGAUUGCGACGUACCUCGCACAGACACUGCGUGUGGCAGCGCAAACGAGGGUCGAGGAGGCACACAAGACCGACGCCAUCCUGCGCCUGAUCAACGAGGCUAUCAGCCAAGAGGAGGACAAGGGCAAGCUGGUUGCACGAGAUGCAUGGAGAGAUGCGGUGCAGAGAAUCCGCAGCGCGGUGCAGGCGCAGGCUCACAGCUCUUUUCACGGCGCACACUUGUAG